UUCAGCUGAAGUUUGAUUCGUGUCACUGCACCGAGUUUCUCUCUUCUGCUGAAACACAGCAGCGGCCGGGAGAGGAGGACAGAUCCUGCUCUCUCUCUCUCUCUUUCUCUCUUUCUCUCUCUCUCUGCUCACUCGAACAAACUUGCAGUGGAUUAUCUGGGAGAUAUUUUUGGAAUUGUGUCCUUUUUUACGCCUGUCUGGAAGAAGAGCGCUCUGGAUUAAUCGCUAGAAUCUUAGAGGAUCUUUGUUCUCAGUUCUGCCUCGCUCUCAGUCAUGGAUUUCUGCACUGGGUUCUUUUUCUCAGAGCUUUCUCAUCUCCAGUGCCAGAAUGAAGGAAUGGAAAUCCAGGGGAAAAUGCCCCAGGCCCCCCAGACUUCUUCAGCGUCUCCAUCCAGGUGAUCUGAGUCAGAUCUGAGCUCAGUUGGUAAUUCCUGGGCAGCGGAGUUGGCCAUGUGGUUCGUUACAGACGUCUAAUCUCAUCUAAUCGAUCAAGAGGAGCACCCCUAAAACAGCUGAUCAGGGGCAGGCAGGAUGGUCCCACCCCCUCCUACCAACAAGCCGCACGUGUGCCUCUCCACCAUCAUCAUCAUGAGCAGCAUGGCACUGAUGGACGCCUACUUGGUGGAGCAGAACCACGGCCCACGGAAGGUGGGCAUCUGCAUCAUGGUGACGGUGGGGGACCUGUGCUUCAUGAUAGUGCUGCGCUACGUGGCCGUGUGGGUGGGAGCUGAGGUACGGACAGCGAAAAGAGGCUACGCAAUGAUCCUCUGGUUCCUGUACAUCUUCGUUCUGGAGAUUAAGGUGUACUUUGUGUACCAGAACUACAAGGCAGACCGCAAGAGUCUGGAUGCUUUGGCUCGGAAGGCUUUGACCUUGCUUUUGUCUGUCUGCAUCCCUGUCCUGUUCGUCAUCCUGGUGGCCAUUGACCACAUGGAGUAUGUGAGGGCUUUUAAGAAAAAGGAGGAAAUCAGAAACCGCCUCUUCUGGGUGGUGGUGGACCUGCUGGAUGUCCUAGACAUCCAGGCCAACCUGUGGGAGCCACAGAAGAAGGGUCUGCCGCUUUGGGCAGAAGGGUUGAUGUUCUUCUAUUGCUACAUCUUGCUGCUGGUCUUGCCGUGCGUGUCUCUGAGCGAGAUCAGCAUGCAGGGAGUCAACAUCAGCCCCCACAAGAUGAUGCUGUACCCCAUCCUCAGCCUGGUCACCAUCAACGUUGUCACGCUCUUCAUACGCGGGGGGAACAUGCUCCUUUACAAAGACAACAGGGUGUCUGGGAUUCUGAUGGGAAAGAACAUCCUGGCCAUCAUUCUGAAGACAUGCAGCUUUGUACAGUAUCAGAGACAGCUCCAGAGCGCCCCUCCAUCUUUUGGAAUGGAACUGCAGAAAAACUCGGUGCCCCCGAGCAGAGCCACUAACACACAACCGAUAACACAGACCCAAGAGCAGCCGCCACUGCCUGAACUCACAACAUGUGAACACACAUGACAAACAAACACACACACACAAACACACACAGGAACUACUGGACUAGUAAAAAUGGGCAUGUUUUAGAAAAUGUGUGCUUUUUGGAGAUUUUUGAUUCUGAUGAAGAGUAAAAUGACAGGGUUAGGACUGUGUUGCUGCUGCUGGGAUGGGAACCCAACAGCCAGAGAAAUCUUCUGACCAUGAAAGAGAAUUCACUAACUAAACAGUAAAAGUAUUUUAGUUAGUAUUUAGAUAUCUGAAUGUCAUAUCAGUGCCAAAAUUGUGGAAAAACUCAAUAAGUGUGUCACAGGUUCAAAUCUCGGACGAGCCCCCACUUACAGUAUACAGAAAGCAUUGGAUCUGGCUCUUAACAUUAAUGGUACCACUAAACCUGGUUGUGAAGAAAGUGUGCAUCUAUACACAGGACUGCCUUUAGGGUCAAUAUAAAGUACUAUUGCUGUCCUCUCUCACAAAGAGUCCUGCAUUUUGCACUGAAUGCUGCUGAACAUCAGGUAGCCCUGUGGUGGCGCCAUCUUUUGCUCUGGUUAAGCAGCUUGACGAGCUUUUUUUUAUGGUCACAAGCAAAACUCAUCAUCUAAUAUAUCCAGUCUACUUACCAGCAAAGAGCAAAGGGUAUGCUUUCUGCCGGAUGACCAGCUCUUCAAUUACUUUGACCAGCUUAGACCAGUGGUUCCCAAACCUAGUCUUUGAGGAUUCCUGACAAAACUUAUCUGGUUUUAGGUGGCUUCUCCCAACACACCACUUUAUCAGGAAAGGAGGAAGUGUUGAUGAGCUGAUUAAGUUAACAAGAAACAGGAUCCUCCAAGAUCAUUGUUGGGAACCAUUGGUUUGGGGCAUUUUCACACUUGUAAAGAUGACAAGGGUUGAUCCUGGGUUUGUUUUCAUAGGGGAUCGCAAAUGCUUCAGUUGUUAUUUUACUUGGAUAAAAACACUCAGCAGUGAGCAGUGAAAAACAGAGCCUUUGGUGUCUAUGACAUUCCACCAUGCAGGAGCUCAUUCAAACCAACAGCUGUUUUGGUAUAAGAAGAUUUUUGUCCAUGCAGGCCAGAUCGAGAUGAUCAUUUAUCACCUUGCUGUGAGUACCUGCACUCACACUUAUUACAGCUUAAUACAGUACCCUCACUCCUGUGUCAUAUCACAGUGUGAGCUUUAUUAGGAUAUUCUGAUGGAAAGGGAGGUAACGCCAUAUGUUGACCCUACACGCAGCACUGGGAGCAGAUAGCUUCCAUACAUGCAGUGAACCAACAAAACCAAGCCCAGACCACCAAUUUAAUAAGAGCGGUCAAGUACUCUAAACCAAUCCCAGGAUUGAAAGCAGCUUACCAGCUUAAUCAACUGAACUCUACUGAACAUAAGGUCAAAAAUAAUAGUGUGAAAACGCCCUUAGUCUAUCUAAAACCAGCCUCCAGCACCUGCUGGUCUUGAGAUGAUUUGGAAAAAGUCUUAUCCAGCUUGUGCAGUAAACAGCUGUAGCUUGUAUGUAAGAAAGCACAGCUCUGAACCAGCCCUGGAGCCAGCUGCAUUUGUGUGAAAGUGCUAAAGGUGAACAAGUGAAUUAGACACUGUCUUUAAUGGAAAUAGUAGGAAUGUGUUCAAUCAGCAAGUUGAAGUUAAAAGUGAAGUUAAAGCAAAUUUUAUGACGUGUAUUUUGAUCAGAAUCGGUGAGCGGG
Messenger RNA from Astyanax mexicanus (Mexican tetra), 3152 nucleotides. Its product is annotated as transmembrane protein 121. Lineage: Eukaryota; Metazoa; Chordata; Actinopteri; Characiformes; Acestrorhamphidae. The record is from RefSeq and is a predicted model, not a curated record. The transcript has 2 exons. Bases 532 to 1482 code for a protein of 316 amino acids.